AUGGCUGAACCGAUCUCGGCCUCGGCGUCCUCCGAACAGGAACCCGUUCAAAACGCCAAGCGAAUUUGGUAUCGGACAACUUUAUUCAAUGCGUUUAUUAUUGGUGGCGUGGGAUUUUUGGCUCCGGGACUAUGGAAUGCGAUGAAUUCGCUUGGCGCCGGUGGUGCUGAAUCGCCGUUCUUGAUCAAUGCGGCUAAUGCUUUGGUUUUUGGACUGAUGGGAUUUCUAUGUGUGUUCGGUGGACCGAUCGCGAACCGGAUUGGCAUGAACUGGACUUUACUUCUUGGUGCUGUUGGAUAUCCAAUCUACUCCGCUGCUUUAUACACGAACAAUCGCUAUGGCAAUGUGUGGUUUGUGCUAGUUGGCGCCGUCGCCUGUGGUCUAUCUGCGGGUCUUUUCUGGGCUUCUGAAGGCGCAGUUGCACUUGGAUAUCCUGAGCCGGCCAAGAGAGGUCAAUAUAUGAACAUUUGGCUUUGGUUCCGGACUGGUGGACCUCUUGUUGGUAGUGCCAUUGUGCUGGGACUCAAUCACUCCGCCAGUGCAAAGACCAAAGGAAAGGUCGGAUCUGAAACGUACCUUAUCUUUGUCGCCUUGCAGUGUCUUGCUGUUCCCCUCGCUAUCUUCCUCACUCGACCCGAGAAAGUUCAACGUGGCGAUGGAAGUGUUGUCAAGGUUGUCAAGGAGGAGUCAUGGAAGUCUGAAAUGGCUGAACUCUGGAAAGUGUGCAAGCGCAAGGAUAUCCUGCUGCUGCUCCCCAUCUUCUGGGCCGCCUAUUUCAAUCAGUAUACCGGAAACUUUGAGACAUACUAUUUUGGAGUUCGAGCUCGUGCAUUGAUUGGACUCGUCAGUUAUCUCGCCGGUCUUAUCUCGUCCUGGGUCAUCAGUCGCUUCUUGGAUUAUCAGAAAAUCCCCACCAAGACUCGAAUUAUGUACAGCUUUUACUACGUGAUUGUUCUUCAUGUCAUCGCCUGGGUAUACGGCUGGGUUGUCCAAGAACAGUACUCAUCCAACCCACCAUCCCUUGACUGGGCUGAUAAAGGGUUCGUUAAGGGCAUGUUUGUGAUUCUACUUUGGCAAUUCUCUCAACAAGCUUUGCAAAACUGGCUUUACUAUCUGCUUUCCACCAUGACUGAUAAUAUCUCCGAGCUCUCUCGCUUAUCUGGAAUUUUGCGUGGACAGGAGAGCUUUGCCCAAGCAGUCUCCUACGGUAUCAACACUCGGGAUUGGUACGGAGGAAGAGUGCCUCUUGCAGUGAACACUAUUCUUCUAGGUAUUGCUGUGGUUCCAACUUGGUUGGUCGCUUCAAAGCAUGAGCCCAUUGAGCAUAGCAAGAGUGACGAAUCUGGAAUUCAACCCAGCGACGAAGAAGCCUGCUCUGUUGAGGAUAAAAAGAAUGUUCUCGUCACAGGUGAAGAGAUCUAA
Messenger RNA from Penicillium malachiteum, 1422 nucleotides. RefSeq lists its product as uncharacterized. Lineage: Eukaryota; Fungi; Ascomycota; Eurotiomycetes; Eurotiales; Aspergillaceae. Gene Ontology annotation, molecular function: transmembrane transporter activity. Bases 1 to 1422 code for a protein of 473 amino acids. The transcript is spliced from 15 exons. The record is from RefSeq and is a predicted model, not a curated record. Gene Ontology annotation, biological process: transmembrane transport.